UAGCAACACGCUAGUUUCUUGCCUUUUUCUGUUGCUGAGACGUUGUGCAUUGUCAAUAAAGUUGGUGUUGUUGUGUACGCGCCGUUGCUCAGCUGGCUUGCGUGCUUGGUUACCAAGAGUUACAGCAAUGGCGGCGGACGGUGAGCAGCGUGCGAUUUCCGAUGUCACUCAGGCCCUGGCCCGGCAUCUCAAUUGCCUUAACGAUGAGAAUAAAAUGACUAGAAAGAGGGCACUGGCUGCAAUCCAGAAAGAAGCCAUGGACGAGCAGCUGGCCAGUGGAGUUCUGCAGGGUGUCUUCUUGGAGUUGCUGAAACCUCUACUCCGGUGCCUGUCAGACCCCAUGGAAAAGUGUCGGGAGUUGUCUAUCCAAAUCAUAGCGCAUUGCAUCAGUCACGUGCCCAGGCCAGAAGAAGCCUUGCCCUACUUCAUGCCAGCCCUCACCCAGCGCCUGGGCCAACAGGACAUUAUAGAACCUUCUGAAGAGCUCAGACUCGCAAUGGUACAGCUCUUGACUCUGCUCGUGGAGGUGUGUGGGAAGAAGUUGGCCCCUUACUUGGAUGAAAUAAUUAAAAUUUUCCAGAGGACCAUCGUCGAUCCCUUCCCUGAUGUGAGGAAAGAGAGCUGCAAGUGUGUCUCAAACUGUGCCGCAUGUAUACCAGAGCACUUUCACAUGCAGGCAGAGUCAUUGAUUAAGCCACUGAUGCAAACCAUUUCACACCAGCAUUCUAAAGUGCGUGUUGCUGUUAUUCAGACAACUGGAACAGUUAUACAGAAUGGCAAUGGAAAGUCCGUAGAUGAUGUUUUGUCCCAUCUCGCACAGCGACUUUUUGAUGAUUCAGUUCAGGUCAGGCAAGCAGUAACGGUUAUAGUAGGAGACUGGCUUUUGAAGCUGCAAGACAGAUAUUCCUAUUUUCAUAAACUGAUACCUCUCCUGCUGAGCAGCACUACAGAUGAAAUUCCUGAAAUCAGAAAACUGGCUGUUGAUUAUUGGGAGAAAAUUGGCUCUCAGUGGGAAAAGGAGAAUGAAGAGGAUUUGAAAGAUAAACUUGACUUCAGUGCCCCAUGUCCUUCCUAUUACCCAGCAGGGGUACAAAGACCUGGAUUAGGAUGCCGGGAGCUUAUAUUCAGAAAUCUUUCCAAAAUUCUGCCAGCCAUUAGUCGAGAUGUAACGGACUGGGUUGUUGGAACAAGAAUUAAGUCUUCCCAGCUUCUAGCUGUGCUGUUGCUGCAUGGAGAAGAUCAUAUUACUCAGCACAUGGAACUUUUACUUAGUACUCUAUAUCGCUCCUGCCUGGACGAAGAGAAGCAAGUUGUGAUCAAUAGUGUGAAGUGUGCUGAGUUAAUUGGGGCAUUUGUGAACCCUGAGGUGUUUCUGAAGAUGAUUCUGCCUGCGCUUCAAAAGUCUCCUCUGGCAUCUCAUCUAAUGACUCUGGGUGCAUGUAUAAGAGGCUGCUCAAGGGAAAUGCUCAAGACCCACUUAACUAAGAUAACCAGUGUCAUUUCUCAAUCUGAGAUCUGUCAAGGAUCAGAAAAGGUCCUUUACCAAGAGCAGCUGCUGUGCUGCAUCCAGUCCUUAAUUGGUGUGUGCCAGCACGACUGUACAGAGGUUAGCUUACACUGCAUGAAAGUUCUUAUAACAAUACUAGCCAGCCCCGCUUCGGAAAGCCUUCAUAAAAAGGUACAGGAUACAUUAUUGUCGUUAUCAGAAGUACAAGGUUUAAAUGGAGCCCAUGAUCUGUACAGGCAACACAUGCAACAGCUGUUGGAUUGGAUGUCAGAAAGUCACAAUCAUUGGACCAGUUAUUCAGUGGAGCAAACACAGUUUGAAGUUAUUGCUACUGAGUCUGGCCCUGUGAUGGGAGAAACUCUUCAUCUGUUCAUGCCAAUUGUGAAGACGUGCCUUCAGACAACACGAGAACCUCAAAUGCGCCUGAAGGUUUUCACAAUGCUGUCAAAACUGUUGCUGAAAGCAAGCGAAACAGUCAACUCCCAAGGGCAGCUCCAUAGUUAUUCUGAGAGCUUCAUAAACGAUAUGAUCGUGCCAAAUCUCAAGUGGCAAGCUGGCAGAACAGCAGGAGCCAUCCGAACGGUCGCUGUAUCAUGCCUGUGGGUCCUUCUCCAGAGUGAAACUCUAUCACAGCAAGAGAUUCUUCGGGUAGAAGACAAUUUGAUGCCCCAGGUCAUCACGACAUUGGAAGAGGACUCAAAGAUGUGCCGGCUAAUGUCUUGCCGCAUUAUCAGAGCUCUUCUGAGUCCUUGUGAAGGGCAGCUGCACCCUGAUAAACUGAACAAGAUUUAUCCUGAACUUUUAAAGCGCCUGGAUGAUGCUUCUGACGAGGUUAGAGUUGCAGCUGUUAAAACCCUCUAUCAGUGGUUUAAAUGCAUCAACGAAGAGUAUGAAAGAACUACAUAUAAGGGCCACCUUGAGUUUUUAUACAAAGGUUUGCUAGUUCAUCUUGACGAUCCAGAUGCAAGUCUACAACUUAUUGUUCUAGAUCUGCUGAAGGAAGGGAGUGCUGUCUGUCCAUCCCUCUUAUUGCAAGAAAUAGAAUUAGUCCGACACAAGCACAGAUCUCCGGCUUACUGUGAUCAGCUUUUCCAUUACAUUCAGACGUAUACAAGCAGUCCGCCUACACAGUGCACGUAGUACGUCAUUCAGGUUCAAACAGCUGGCUCUUCCCAUGCUCCUGUACUAUUUUUAAACCUAUAUUUAUUUUGCAUUGUCAGUAAUGCAAAGGGAAAACUUCUCCAUGCCCAAAUUUUAAAGUAACCAGCUCGGUGAUUUGAAAGCACAAUCAGUGGGUCACAGAAGAGGAUUUGCUCUGAUGGAUCCCGUCAGUUACUGCACAUGCACCGGUUAUAAUGAUCUUUUGCUUAUUUGAAUACAAGAGGAAAAGAAUGGGCAUCUCCCAGUAUAUAAAUGCUAUUAAUAAGAAUUAACCAAAUUUUCUAUAAAUUUUUACAUUAGGUGUAGACCCCACACUUUCUUGAAACCAAAGACGUCUGCUUUUUAGACCAGCAGGAAAAAGGAAAUUGUCCUGCGUGUGAUCACCUUGCAGAACACUCGGGUCUAGCACUCGAGGGCACAGUCAAACUUGUCUGGUGCAGUUAUUAGUGAUUUGAUCACACACCAUGGAAAGGAACAAACAAGCUUGCUCAUAAUAUAUAUUAUAUUACCACUUGAGGGGCAGCCCUACAGUUUUGUUUGUAACCUAUGCAUCAAACUAUACUUCAUGCAAUACCGCAACACAUGGAUUCAUUUUUUUUUUUAUAUCUCAAAGGAGCUGAAUAAAUAUUGCAAUAUUUACAUCA
This is a messenger RNA of Xenopus laevis (African clawed frog), 3312 nucleotides long. It is a transcript of the gene dnaaf5.S, whose product is annotated as dynein, axonemal, assembly factor 5 S homeolog. The transcript is spliced from 13 exons. Bases 128 to 2647 code for a protein of 839 amino acids. Gene Ontology annotation, biological process: inner dynein arm assembly; outer dynein arm assembly; cilium movement. Gene Ontology annotation, cellular component: cytoplasm. The record is from RefSeq and is a predicted model, not a curated record. Lineage: Eukaryota; Metazoa; Chordata; Amphibia; Anura; Pipidae. Gene Ontology annotation, molecular function: dynein intermediate chain binding.